AUGAGUGCCAGCAGGCGUACCAGCACUAUGGAGCAUCGUCUUCAUCAGUCCAUCCACCCCAUGUCAUCCUUUGGGGCAGAGACAACGCCUCUUGCAUCGUCAAGUGGGCCGCGGCAUUGGUCAACCUCAUCCAUCUCGACCAAAUUCACCCAAUCCCUGUCGUGGGCUGGAAAAGGGCUGCGGGUUCGUCACCACGUGUUCGGUUGCCUCCUCCAUCAUGUUGAUAAUUCAUCAUCGCCAUUCCAGGAUCCUGACGUUGUGUUGUCACUGCUCAUCAUAACAAAGCAAGGGACAACGAGGUCUGGCUCCAUCGUUCGACUCCAUUGCCUGCCCCAGGCCAAAGAACAACUUUACUACCCAUCAACUAACCACCCCCCCCCCCCCUUGGCGUGA
This is a messenger RNA of Pochonia chlamydosporia 170, 393 nucleotides long. RefSeq lists its product as hypothetical. The record is from RefSeq and is a predicted model, not a curated record. Lineage: Eukaryota; Fungi; Ascomycota; Sordariomycetes; Hypocreales; Clavicipitaceae. The coding region runs from base 1 to 393 and encodes 130 amino acids. The transcript has 2 exons.